GUUGGAUUACUGUAAUCCAAACUCCUUGCCUGGUGAGCUGGGCAGUCCAGCAGUCCAGCAGUCCAGCAGUCCAACACUCAACAGGAGGAUGAAGUCCAAGGCUCUGAGUGUGUUUCUGCUGACCCUGCUGCUCUUAACUGAUGUGUUUAUUGGAGUGGACAGCCAGGAGGGAGAGAAGGAAGAGGAUGAAGCUGAGGAGCAGGAGGAAGAGCAGCAGGUGAUGGAGCCAUGGACGGGUUCGGCUAACGGGAGAGCAUGCUCGUGUGACUGUGAGGCGGAAUCUGUGCCCAGCAAGCCCACCGUAACCUCACCUCUCUACACCACCUCCGUCCCCCCACCACCUGCCUACAGCCGCUUCAUGGACUGCAUGCCAGAGUGCCCUUACCACAAGCCCCUGGGCUUCGAGUCUAGCUUGGUGACUUCAGACCAGAUCGCCUGCUCUAACCAGGAGCAAUAUGUGGGCUGGUUCUCUGCCUGGACGCCUGGCAAAGCCCGUCUGAAUAGCCAGGGAUAUGGCUGUGCAUGGCUGUCUAAGUUCCAGGACACUAACCAGUGGCUGCAGAUCGACCUGCUGGAAGUGCAAGUGGUCUCAGGGAUUCUCACUCAGGGCCGCUGUGAUGCAGAUGAGUGGAUGACCAAGUACAGCCUGCAGUACCGCACCUAUGAGCACCUCAACUGGAUCUACUACAAAGACCAGACAGGAAACAACAGGGUGUUCUACGGGAACUCUGACCGCUCCUCCAUGGUGCAGAACCUGCUGCGGCCACCCAUCGUGGCACGCUACAUCCGCCUGCUGCCUCUGGGCUGGCACACGCGCAUCGCCAUCCGCAUGGAGGUGCUCACGUGCAUGAACAAAUGCACCUGAACAAGGCUGCCAGUGACCAAUCCCAAUGUUUUAGGACUACAUUCUCUUACUCACAUUGUUAGACAUCAAAACCAAUGUUAUCGUCUACUAACCUCUCAAAAGGGCUGACAUUUAAUUCCAGCAAAUGUAAUCAAAUGAAUCACAUAGUCAUUAUGAUGAGAGAGAUGGAUUAUUCAGGCUGAUCUGAGUGAAUGAAAAGUGUAUUACUGUGUUUGCCAGUUUGUGUGUAUGCAAAUGUGAGUGUACGCAGAAAAAAAGCAAUACACUGAAUUUACUUGA
Messenger RNA from Pygocentrus nattereri (red-bellied piranha), 1144 nucleotides. RefSeq names its product retinoschisin. Lineage: Eukaryota; Metazoa; Chordata; Actinopteri; Characiformes; Serrasalmidae. The record is from RefSeq and is a predicted model, not a curated record. The transcript has 6 exons. The coding region runs from base 89 to 865 and encodes 258 amino acids.